CUGGAGACCUGAGUUCAGCACACCGCAGCAAUGUCUAAGUGGCUGGACGAUGAUGAGGUGCUGGUGGGUAAAGGCAGUGGCGAGGCAGUGCAACUGAGCCCCAGAGCGCGGACUCUGCCUCCUGGGAGCCCCAGAUCAGGCCACGGGCGUAGUCCACUAGCUUCACCCCGCAGCAGGGAGCCAGUUCCACUGAGCCCGCUGGCAAAGACCAUGAGCAAGGCCAAACAGCUGUUUCUGCUCUGUGACAAAGAGGGAAAAGGGUUCAUCACAAAGCAGGACAUGCAGAGGUUACAGUGGGAGUUGCCACUGACCCCUGAACAGCUAGAAACAGUCUUUGACAGUCUGGACAGAGAGGGCAAUGGUUACCUCACUCCUGUGGAGUUCAACACUGGGCUCGGUGAGCAGGUGGAGCUGGAGGAGGUGACAGACCUGGAUCAGGAUGAAGCAGAAGAAGAACUGGACGAGGCGGACUUUUCUCAGGACCCCAGUGCUGUUAGAUUUGUAAACAUACUAAUGGAGCUUGGCACUGACAAACUUUUCAAAGAUCAGCAGGAGCUCUGUACUCUGUGGUGUGAGCUCCAGAGAGACCGACCAGAGAUGCUGAGUGUCCUGGAGGGCAUCUUGGUCCAUGCAGUGUCCCAUUUACAAGACACCAUCAAAGAGAGAGACAGUCUGGAACAAGCCUUACGCAGACGGGAGAGCGAACAUGAUCAGGUUGUUCGGUCUAUAUAUGAGGAAAUGGAAAGUCAAAUCAGAGAGGAGAGAGAGAAGCUCCUUGCUCAGGACAGUAUUAAACAGAAGGAGAAAGGGCAAAAACUUGAGGAGGAGCUGAGGAUGCGGGAACAGGAGUUGGAGAAUACGCUGAAAAAACAGACGGAGCUUGAGACCCGAAUGCGCCAGCUGAGCCACAAGCAAGUAAACAUCAAAGAGCAGAACCAGCAGCUUCAGGACCUCAACAUGCAGUUACAGGAGCAGGUGGAGCGCAACAAAGAACAGUUGCAGGCUGCGUUGGCUCAGCUUAACUUGGCACAGAUCAGCAAUGCACAAGAACAACUGGCCAGACAGAGAAACGUGAUGAAGGUGUCAAGGAACAUGAAGAAGGAGAAAGAGAGUCUUUUGAGACAACUGGAGAUAUUGAGGGAUAUGAACAAAAGGCUGCGAGAUGAGAAAGACGCCCAACAGUCUCAGAAGAGGACUCCAAAUGUCACACAGGCUUUGCAGAAGAGAGGGUCAGUUAUAGGUAACUACUUACUGGAGGACAAGCCAAUGAAAAGACAGCCGUGCUCUGCUGAUGAGUUGGAGCAGGACAAAAAGACAGAGGUGAAAAUAUCCUCCAAGAAACACCAACCGUCAUGUAGAGUCAGGGGUGAAAAUGUUGAACAGACCCAAACUCAGAGCAAAGCUGUCAGUACUCAGCAAGUGUUCAAGGUUGUGUUUCUGGGUAACUCGGGGGUGGGUAAGAGCUCCUUCAUCCAGUAUUAUUGCACAGGGCGCUUCGACAGUAAAGUCAGCACUACCGUUGGUAUAGAUUUUAAGAUGAAGACUAUAACUGUGGACUCCACCACCAUCAUCCUGCAGCUGUGGGACACUGCAGGGCAGGAGAGGUCAGACAUGUUUACACAAGCACACAAAAUCAUCCGAGGUGCAGAAUGUUUUCCAUCGAAUCUGCUUUUUAGGUUUCGCAGCAUCACCGAGCAGUACUAUCGAAAGGCCGACGGCAUCCUUGCCAUGUAUGAUGUAACGCACUCCGCCUCCUUCACUGCAGUGAGAGGAUGGAUGGACUCCAUCAGGGAGAAGAUGUGUGAAGGUGCUGUACUAAUGCUGCUGGGGAACAAGCUGGACUUGGCAGACAAUCAGUGUAGAGAAGUGAGAACAGAAGAGGGUCAAAAACUGGCAGAGCAACAUCAAGCUUUGUUUUAUGAGUGCAGUGCCAGGAAUGGAUUGAACGUGGAGGAGCUAAUGAAUCACCUGGCAGGGAUGUUGGUAACCCAGCAUGAACGCCAGUGUGAAGAUGCACUUCUACUGAGUGAGACCACGCCUAAAAGAAGUUGCUGUACAUGAACAGUUGAGGACAGGCUUUUGAAAAGACUGAAACUGCCUCCAGGUGUUCUUCUUUGGUUCAGUGGAGCCAUGUUGUAUCCCACACCAACAGCAGAUCAUCACG
Molecule: messenger RNA, 2164 nt
Organism: Pelmatolapia mariae (spotted tilapia)
Lineage: Eukaryota; Metazoa; Chordata; Actinopteri; Cichliformes; Cichlidae
Gene: cracr2b
Product: calcium release activated channel regulator 2B
Exons: 17
Coding region: 31-2061 (676 amino acids)
Biological process (GO): vesicle-mediated transport
Molecular function (GO): GTP binding; GTPase activity; calcium ion binding
Source: RefSeq, a predicted model, not a curated record